Molecule: messenger RNA, 492 nt
Organism: Coprinopsis cinerea okayama7#130
Lineage: Eukaryota; Fungi; Basidiomycota; Agaricomycetes; Agaricales; Psathyrellaceae
Exons: 4
Coding region: 1-492 (163 amino acids)
Biological process (GO): positive regulation of GTPase activity; endoplasmic reticulum to Golgi vesicle-mediated transport
Cellular component (GO): endoplasmic reticulum membrane
Molecular function (GO): GTPase activator activity
Source: RefSeq, a predicted model, not a curated record
AUGUUCGCCUCAACUGACGACGACCAUCAGCUCGCCAUGAACGACGUCGGCGAACCCAAUGGCCAACGACCUGACACCCACAGCGACUUGGUAGACCCUACGACGCCGACGGCCACGACGGUGAAACCUAGUGAAGCGACACCAGCCUGUGAGACGGACUUGGACACGCUCAGAGAACUGAGCCUCAAACCUGGUGGCUUUGGAGAUAAACGGGCUUCCAUAUGGCCUUAUUUACUUGGUGUUGAACCAUUACCGCAGCCAGAACCCCAAGAUGCUGCAACGGACGAUGAACAGGCAGAAUCGAGCCGCGAAACCGAGUGCGAGGUCCACCCCGACGAACACCAAAUCAAACUAGACACCGACCGCAGCUUCGUAUUAUAUCCAAGCGGAAGGAUGACCGUGAAACUCUUCAAGAGAACUUACACGAUCUACUCGUGCAACUGUUCAGAAAACGACGGAAGUUGGGCUACUUCCAGGGAUACCAUGACAUAA